AUGUUCUUCUCCUCCGCGAGGAAGCCCCCCGCGGAAGGCUCCCCGAAGCGGGACGCCGCAGCCGCCUCUGCAGCAGCAGCAGCAGCAGCAGCAGCAGCAGCAGGGGGGGGCGCGGGCCCGUGCGUCGUGGGCAUUCUGCUCUUCAACCCCACGCUGCAGCCGGAGCCCGCCGCGCCCGCGGCCGCGGCCGAAGACCCUGCAGCAGCAGCAGCAGCAGCAGCAGCAGCAGCAGCAGCAGCAGCAGCAGCAGCAGAGUCGGGAGAAGAGGAAGAAGAGGGCCUUUCGCGCGAAGAAAAAGAACAAGAAGCAAAAGUGGUCUUCAGCUUUCCCAGAGACAGAGAGCCGGAGGAGCGGCGCAGCCAGGCGGGGCUGCUGGAGGGGCUUUUGCUGUUCACCAACAAAAGCUUUCUUUCACGUGAAAUGCUGCAGCAAGCAGCAGCAGCAGCAAGCAGCCAGCAGCAGCAGCAGCAGCAUGCAGCAGCAGCAGAAAGGCUUGGUUUGUGCGGCAGAUUUGCUGCAAGGUCUGAGGUGUACGUACACCGCAAUGUGCGCAGACCCUUCACUCCGGGGGGCCAGCCUUUGAAGUCCAUUUGCACGGAAAAAUAUAUAAUUGUGAUUGAAGAAGUGGAGUUGAAUUACUGGCUGGCGAUGUCCUUUUCAGUUCCUCUUUUGGAAAGUUUGAAAAGCGUCGAAGAAGACACUCGGGAGGAAAUCCUUUUAGGUGUUCUGCGGAACUUCGCCGCAGUCUUCCGGCUGCUGCACGGCCGCUUCGACUUGUUCUUGAAAAACCAAAAAAGAGAUGAACUCAGAGAAGUCCUAAAUGACUUUUCUGCAGCUUUUGUCGAAACAAUUGACCCCAAAAAGCUUUCCCUUUUCCACGCAACAGCAGGAGUCCACUACGCCCCCGCGGACCGCCUGGCUUACCUUUCAGUUCCUUCUUUGAUUUCUCUUUUGCAAAAUAAAUUUCCUUCAAUUUUGCAUGCAGCUUUGGUCAUUAACGGCUGUCUUCUUUACCAGUCGUGA
Messenger RNA from Eimeria necatrix, 1023 nucleotides. RefSeq lists its product as hypothetical. Gene Ontology annotation, cellular component: Mon1-Ccz1 complex; intracellular membrane-bounded organelle. Lineage: Eukaryota; Apicomplexa; Conoidasida; Eucoccidiorida; Eimeriidae. The coding region runs from base 1 to 1023 and encodes 340 amino acids. The record is from RefSeq and is a predicted model, not a curated record. The transcript has 6 exons. Gene Ontology annotation, biological process: vesicle-mediated transport.